Messenger RNA from Vidua macroura (Pin-tailed whydah), 4636 nucleotides. RefSeq names its product galanin receptor 3 (gene GALR3). Bases 3026 to 4270 code for a protein of 414 amino acids. Gene Ontology annotation, molecular function: galanin receptor activity. The transcript is spliced from 5 exons. The record is from RefSeq and is a predicted model, not a curated record. Gene Ontology annotation, cellular component: membrane. Gene Ontology annotation, biological process: adenylate cyclase-modulating G protein-coupled receptor signaling pathway; neuropeptide signaling pathway. NCBI's taxonomy places the organism in Eukaryota, Metazoa, Chordata, Aves, Passeriformes, Viduidae.
GAUGGUGAAGCGCUGCAGUUCCUGCUGUCUCCUGCUGAUGGAAAUAACAGCGUUGCUGGUGUUGCCUGCUUCUUCUAUGCUCUCCUGUGUGUCCAGCAGCAUCACCUUGGCAGAUCUGACUGCUGCAAUUCCCCACUGAGGCAAGGGUGUUUCCUACACCUUUUGCAACCUGUGCCACCGGCAGCUGGUUAGGGAAAGAGCAUAUGGGCCCCCCAAAGCUCUGGUGCUCCUUUGCCUCCUUCUCACUUUCAGGUGUUAGACAUGAGGUUUACUUGGUCCCCAGCUACAAGGCUUUUCCAAUUGCUUCAGUGGUCCCAAAACUGCCCUGGGAAAGACAUCUUGCCCCAGAGAGGCCAUCAGGCAGUGGGCAAGCUGAGGCAGCAGAGACCAGCAGCAUGGUGAGAGGAUCUGCAUCUGACUGAGGCCGAGGCCAGGGGCAGAGCAGGUGACAGAAACCUUUAACUCUCUUCCAUAUGGCAGGAAUCUCUGGAUUUGUUCCUCCAAGCUGUGCUGUAGUGUUUCAGCACUCAAAAAGGCACAAGUGGAACCUGGGCGUCUCUUAGGAUUGCUUUGUUUGCAUCAGUUUUGUUCCAGAUCAGAAAUUGUUUGUCCUGCCAGCUGCCUAUGUGCUGAAUGAGUAGCUGCAGCCAGGGACAGAUUCUAGCUGAAAUGGAGUGUACUGUGCCUGAGUGCUGGAGCACUGGGUCAUAUUAGCAGAGACCUGCUCUGAAGUCCUUAUGUGUCACUAGGCUGUCAGGGAGCAAACUACAAGGUAAUAAUGUCUGACCUGAGCCAGAGCAACUGCAGAAGAAUACAGGUGUUACUCCAGGAUCGUAGGGCUUUAUAAGGAUGCAAAGGACAGGGAAGAAAUGUGUCUUGUAGGUUCAAUAGGACUGCAACCAAACCCUUUUAGAACAGCUGGUAGUGUAACUGUGUGCUGAUUUUGUUUAAUUUUCCAUCCCCACAGGCCCUGAGCUCAGCCUGCUGAUAAACUAUGAUAUGGAGAUUCCUUUCUGUGGCACCAGGCCCUCGCAGUGCUGCAAACCCUUUUCAACAGGCAGUAUUUUGGCAUGGGGGAAGGCAGGGAGAUUGCUCUCAGGCCCCUUGUGCAACCUGGAAGAGAUGAAAGUUCAGCCAGAUGGGCUCAAGUAUAGGGAGGUUUGAGACCCUAAACUGAAUCACUGCUGGUUCGAGCCCAAUGCAUGUGCACCCUUUGUUCCCCCUACCUGCCACACCUCCAUUACACAUCCUGUACCACCCUCCCUCACAUUUCUCUCCUGCUGGUCCCCAGCCCUGGUGUCCCCCUCUCCCCUGGCCUUUGCAGGCCUCCCUGCUGAUGCCUCCACUCCACUCAGGGCAGACAACCCCAGCAGUUUAACCCCGCUCCAGCUUUCAAGUCCUCGCUGGCAGAGCAGCCCUACAGAUGUCUCUCUGCUCAGCUGCAGGCCAGAGCAGCAAGAGCAGCCUCCCUCCUGUGAUGCUCACAAUUGUUUUUGCAUGCACUUGUGGGCUCGCCCUUCUGCUCCUCUUCUCACCAGACGCACUGACCUCCCUCUCACUUCCAUAUCUCUCGGGUGCCUCAGCAGCCAACUCCCUGCACUCUGCCUGCAUCAAGGUCAAGCUCAGCAGCAGGCUGUGGAGCUGUCUGGGGAACAGACUGUGUAGUGCUGGAAUCCCAGGAAGGCAGGAGGGUCAGAUGAUGGCACACUGGUAAUGAAUAAUGGCAUACUCGUUUGACUUGGAGGCAUCAUGUUAAUAUUGAAUUGAGGCACAUCCUCCUGCUCUUUAUUGCUUCAGUGCCUUCCAGGCUACGUCUGAUCUACAGUUGUAGGCAGCUUUAAGCCCAGAAAGCAGAGGCUGUUUUGCUGUAGAGGCAGAUGCCCCUUUUUGAAGAUGCAGUUCCCAUCUCGGGCUCCCUGACCUGCCCCAUACCCUGUAUGCUGCUCAGGCAGUCCUGAGUCUGGAGCUGUCACCCUCUGCACUGUGGGAUAGGUGGGGGAUCCAUGUAUUUCACCCAUUUUACCUCGAAGUAGGGGGACUAUCCUAUCUCAUCCCGUUUUCAUACACACCUAGCCCCAGAAAUGCUUCCAGCCCUGGGUUGUGGCCCACCUCCCAGUUCUACUUUCACUAGGCUGCCUUGUUGCAGUCCCAAACUACCUCACUGCCCCCGAUUCACUCCAGCCCCUCUCCACAUUGCUAUUUCCACCCCGAGCAGUGACCCACCUCUACCUUUUGCUGGAAUUCCCUUGCCCUGGCUCUCUGCCUGCAGCCCCACCCAGGCAGGCAGGGAUGCCCCAGCUUGGACUGAGCCGGCUGGGGCUGUUGCAAAUGGGGUCUGAACCUGCCGUUCAGUGCCAUAAUUUUUCCAUCCCUCAUCCUUUGCAGGAGAUAAAUGCUGCACAAGGGCCUCCGCUGGUGCUAAUGCCUCACGGCACUGGUGGGUGAGGGGGGAAGCAGCUGCACCCACUACCCAGGAGUUUUGGUGAGACAGAGCAAUGACCACAGCCAUCCCCACUUCCUUCCUGGAGGUUUAUUUCUGUUUGGGGGAUUUUCCCCCAGCUCCGAGGGAGGAGCAGGGAGCAGCAGAGCCUGCAGGAAAGCUGGACAGAGAGGAGUUAACUCCAAACCCAACCUCAGGGAGAGGGGAAAAAAAAAAAACAACAGAGAACUAUGGAUCAGCAGCAAGAGCAGAGGGAGGGAAAAAGGGGGAGUCAGAGAGAGAGGAGAGGAGCUCCAGAAGAAGAGAGAGCAGAGCUGGUGGUGGGCAGGGGGAGGCAGCGGAGCACCAGGCAGGAGUGACUGGGAUGACAGAGCUGCCCAGAUAAACUCUUCUGUGGUCUGCAUCCUCCCGCUACCACUGCCGUGGACUGGACCAGAGGUCUCCCCCUAAGCGAGUGGCAAAGCUGCAGGCCCUUCCUCAAAAAGGUGGCUCCAGGGUCUCCUCUCCAUCCUCACCUACCUGCCACCAUCCAGCCCUUGAUCACCUCUCAGCAUCAGGAAAAGGUCCCUGCAGUGUGACAGGAAGAUGCCAGGGGAAUUGAACAUCUCUUCUGACAGCCCGGAGCUACGAGCAGCAGGGAUUAUUGUGCCCAUCAUCUUCUCCCUCAUCUUCCUUGUGGGUACUGUGGGAAAUGGGCUGGUGCUGGCUGUGCUGCUGUGGAAUGGCCAAGUCAAGUACUCCACCACCAACCUCUUCAUCCUCAACCUGGCUGUGGCUGACCUGUGCUUCAUCAUCUGCUGUGUCCCUUUCCAGGCCACCAUUUACACCCUGGAUGGGUGGCUCUUUGGGGCCUUUGCCUGCAAGGCUGUGCAUUUCCUGAUUUACCUCACCAUGUAUGCCAGCAGCUUUACCCUGGCUGCCGUCUCUGUUGACAGGUACUUGGCCAUUCGCUAUCCACUGAAGUCCCGGGAUCUCCGCACGUCCCGAAAUGCAGGAGUGGCCAUUGUGGUGAUCUGGUCACUGUCGCUGCUCUUCGCAGGGCCUUACCUCAGUUAUUACCAGAUAAUCCAUUACCAUGGUGUGCCCAUCUGUGUCCCCAUCUGGGAGGACCAGCGCCGAAAGGUUCUGGACAUCCUCACGUUUGUAUUUGGAUACCUGCUGCCUGUGACCGUGGUGAGCCUGGCAUACUCUAGGACCAUCAAGUUCUUGUGGACUUCUGUAGACCCCAUAGAAAGAAUCUCAGAGUCUCGGAAAGCCAAGCGUAAGGUCACCAAGAUGAUUGUCACAGUGGCCAUCCUGUUCUGCCUCUGCUGGCUGCCCCACCACCUGGUCAUCCUCUGCUUCUGGUUUGGCCACUUUCCCUUCAACCGGGCCACUUACGCUUUCCGCCUGGCUUCCCACUGCCUUUCCUACACCAAUUCCUGCCUCAACCCCAUUGUCUACGCCCUUAUCUCCAAGCAUUUCCGCAAACGUUUCAAGCAGGCCUUCACCUGCCUCUUCUUCCAGAACAAGAUCAGGAAAAAGAAGAAGAAGAGGGUUGAAAGGAAAGUCCAUAUGGUCAACGUGGAAAGAGGUUUUCCCAACAGGACAGAUUUCUAUGGAGGCAACAGUGAGGUGACCCAAACCCCAGAGGAGAACACCAGGAAGAGGGACCAUGAGGGUGCCAGUCAUGCCAGAGCAUGGACUCAGCAGGUACAAGGUGCCAUGGUCUCUGUAGAGAAGGAGAUACUGGAGGAGGAAAUUUUGGCAACAGCUGGCCAUUCCCUAGAUGUGACUCCUCUAAGAGGAACUGUUGGACAAGACCAAGAAGAAGCCCUAGAAAAGGGCUAGAGAGGCAAGAAAAAGUCUAUAUUGGCAUCACAUUUUCUGACCACAUCACAGUGGUUUUGCUUUCCUCCAGGAUCAUCAUGCUCAUGCCUUAUCCCCACUGAGAUGGUUUUAUGUUGGCAGUGAGAGAUGAGCUCACUCAGACCCAUUAAACUGAGUUCAAGUCCCCCAGAACUCCUCAAGCACCUCCUCCAUGAUCCUGUAGUCAUGUCUGAGACCUGCCAUCAUCCCAACUCUAUAUUCACAGUAAACUUUAAGUGAUUGCAACAGUCGUCCUUUUCUUUAAUUAUGUAUGGUGUUUUAUUAGUGCUGUGUGGAUCCUGAAUAUGUAACCCUUAAUGUGAGGCAGAUCUGCACCUGUAAUUUCUU